CUGUCUUCUCCGGCAGUAUCACGUGAGUAUCUGGCUAAGAUACACGUCAAAAUGGCGUCUAAAAUUGCUGUUGUAACAGGUGCUAACAAAGGCUUAGGAUUUUCCAUAGUGAAAGGGCUUUGUUUUAAAUUCGAUGGCGUAGUAUAUUUGACGGCGAGAGACGAAAAAAGAGGCUUAGAAGCUGUAGACAAGCUAAAAGCUCUAGGCUUACAUCCCGAGUUUCAUCUGCUUGACGUAAGUAACGAAAACAGUGUUAAAAAUUUCGCUGAUUACAUCAAAACAAAACAUGGUAGAUUAGACGUCCUAAUAAAUAAUGCUGCAAUACUAGAAUGGAAUGAAAUUUAUCCAACAUAUGACGCUGCAAAACGUAAUAUUGACAUAAAUUAUCGGAGCUUAUUAACUAUCGAAAAAUGGUUAUACCCAUUGUUAACAGAUGGCGCUAGAGUUGUAAAUGUUUCCAGCGCAUGUGGACAUUUAUCAAAUUUAAAAAAUAAAAAAUGGCUUGAAAUACUGCAAAAAAAGGAUUUAACAACAAAAGAAAUCAACGAUUUCGUCGAAGAAUAUCUUGAAAGUGUACGAAAUGGGACAUUUAAUAAAGAUGAUUUUGCGGAUGAUGGCAAACAUGCUGAGCAUAGAGUUUCGAAAAUGGCGAUGACAGCUUUGACUAUGGUUCAGCAGAGAAAAUACCAAGAUAAAAAUAUUUCUAUAAAUGCUGUUCACCCCGGACAUGUAAAAACCGAUAUGGCAGAUGGUGGAGGAGAUUUAGAAGCAGAUAAAGCAGCCCAAACAAUACUCUAUCUAGUAUUGGAUGCUUCUCCAAAUAUGAAAGGUGUCUUUUUAUGGCAUGAUAAAAAAAUUGUUGAUUGGUAUGAUUAUGAAGGAGAUUAUUUUUGUAAAGAUGUUUGGUAACCGCCUUC
Messenger RNA from Papilio machaon (common yellow swallowtail), 917 nucleotides. RefSeq names its product carbonyl reductase [NADPH] 1. NCBI's taxonomy places the organism in Eukaryota, Metazoa, Arthropoda, Insecta, Lepidoptera, Papilionidae. The transcript has a single exon. The record is from RefSeq and is a predicted model, not a curated record. The coding region runs from base 52 to 909 and encodes 285 amino acids. Gene Ontology annotation, molecular function: oxidoreductase activity.